Brugia malayi is the source of this 4767-nucleotide messenger RNA. Its product is annotated as RNA dependent RNA polymerase family protein. The record is from RefSeq and is a predicted model, not a curated record. The transcript is spliced from 33 exons. Gene Ontology annotation, molecular function: RNA-directed RNA polymerase activity. Gene Ontology annotation, cellular component: nuclear RNA-directed RNA polymerase complex. Gene Ontology annotation, biological process: siRNA processing. NCBI's taxonomy places the organism in Eukaryota, Metazoa, Nematoda, Chromadorea, Rhabditida, Onchocercidae. The coding region runs from base 1 to 4767 and encodes 1588 amino acids.
AUGGUACCAGAAUAUGAAAGACACCAAAUGACUGGAAUCAAAGGAUGGGCAGAACCAUUACAGAUAAAAAUCAUCAUUCUCCAGAAUGAACAACUUAUCGAAGAGCUGAAAAAUAUUAUACCUAAAAUUGGAAGCACUGAAGUAAAAAAUCUGAGAGUUGGACGUGAUAUUAUUGAACAUCGAGUUGACAUAUACGAUUAUGGAAGUCCAUGGGUUGAGCUUCAUGUUGACGUGAUGUCCUCUUGCUGGAAACGAAUAUUUCUCAAAAUGGUAUCAAUGUUUCAAACUCUAACUAGUAAAUUUUCUGGAAAGCACACACCUAUACUUCAGACGACAGAGCGUGGUUUUUUCAUGGAUGAUUGCUUAUCAGCUGAACUCCAAGUCGAUCUACAUUCUAUCCAUCAUGGGAAUUUGCUCGAUCUUGGCACAUUUUGUUCCCAUUUCACUCGCGAAAUACCGAAAGGAAUUAAUGGAACGAAAUUAUCGGAAUACAUCAAAGUGUUGUCAAAUUUAUCGUCACGUAAUGUGCGUAGUGCUAUGUACGUUGAUUUUGAACAUGAUCGAAACAUAUUCACUGUACGAUUCGCUGUUUUAGAUGGGUAUAAAGCGCGAGAAAUGAAUAACACGAGUAAUGAAAAGCAAAAACUCGUGGAUUCAAUGUUUGCUCUAAAGGUCAAUUACACUUCUUUGCGUCGCAUUUUAGUUGACACAAACCAAGAAAGUUGUGCAGCACGAAUUUAUUUCCAUCUAAAUUACCCUCCUGAAAUACGUAGAUUUCGUCAAAAAAUGAAUGUGACACAAGGACCAAAAGUGGAAUUAAUUAGUGACCGAUUCAGGUAUUAUCCCGAAGCAGAUUAUCAGAAAGAUAUCGGUUUAGCAAUUACAGCUAUUAACGAUAGUCCAAUCUUUUGCUUGCAAUUUACGGAAAUGAUGGAUGAUAAUCUAUUGUAUAGGCUGUUGAGUAGAUUGCAUGCCCGUGUCAAUCUUCCGAUCGAAUUCGCCAAUGUUCAGUUUUCAUAUUUUCCCGUGGAUAAUUACGUGCCAUUACCAGUUCGAAUGAUUGGUUGCGAUUAUCGAAAAUGUGCUACUGAAGAGGGAAUUUCACAAAACGAUCAACCAUAUCAACCAGUGGAACCGAAAGUUGAUAAGGCUUGGUCUAAAAAAUUAAAAUCACUUUCAUUUGCAUUGGAAUAUCUGAUUGCAGCAUUACUAUCACGUGGCGCUGUUGUAAAAGAUCAGUUACUGCAAACGGUAGAAUCAAGAAAUGAUUUUCUAACGCUGGUAGUAAAAAGUUACGAACAGGAUGAAGCUAUGACACUAGAAGUGUUGGAGCGUUUAAUCAAUAUGAUUGAUGAAAUGAAGAAUAUACCACCAUUGAUAAGUGCAUUUGAGCGUAUACAGAAUAGUAUUUUUGUAAAGAAAGAAUUACUUGCUGAAAUUCACGGAAGAAGUGCUGAUGAAGGAUUUCAACGUGUUCGAAAGGCUGUAAUAACACCAACUCGAAUGUUGCUUGUGAUUCCGGAAUUAUUGAUGGGAAAUCGUGUAUUGCGUGAAUUUGAUGAAAGUGGUGAUGAUGCUUUACGAAUUCAAUUUCGUGAUGAUGAUGGUGCACAUCUCAGACGUAGCCGUGCCGGAUUAUAUAUCAUUGAGACUACAGUUCAUAAUUCUCUACUACGUGGCGUUUAUAUAUCAGAUCGUCAUUUUGUUUACUUGGCUUCAUCAAACUCCCAAAUGCGUGAUAAUGGAUGCUAUUUUUUUAAUGAUGGUGAUGAUGGUAAAGUGAAAAUGAUUCGUGAUAAGCUUGGCAAAUUUGAUCAUACUAAUAUUCCAAAAUUAAUGUCUCGAAUGGGACAGUGUUUCACGCAGUCUAAGGAAACUGACGUUACUUUGAAACGUAGAAAAUACAAUAAAACACACGAUGUAAUAGGUGGAAAAGAUUCUUGUGGUGAACCGUUUAUUUUCUCAGAUGGAGUUGGAAAGUUAUCAGAAGAUUUUGCUGAACAAAUUGCUAACGAUUUAGGUUUGGCAAAAUGUGUCCCCAGUUGUUUCCAAUUCAGGUAUCGAGGCUUAAAAGGUGUUCUUUCUGUUGAUCCAGCAUUGCGGCAACGCCGAUUAUGGGCUGAACGCAAUGGUUUAGAGGAUAAACAUGCAAAAACUGCGAAAGUGAACGAUUUGGAUAUAAUAUUUAGGCCAUCUCAGGACAAAUUUCAUGCACCAAGAAAGGAAAUAAUAGAAAUUGUGAAAUAUUCAUCUCCAACAUCUGUUUAUUUGAACAGACCAUUGAUCAAUAUUCUUGACCAAGUAAGCGAUAUGCAAGGAUUUGAUGUACAUAGUCGUAUAGUCAAUCGCAUACAUGGUUUACUUGAUCGUCAGCUAUUGAAACUAUCUGAUGCGCUGAUGAGUGAAGACAGAUGUCGUGAAAGAUUAGCAGAAUUUCCGAGACGGAUUAAUGUACAAUAUUUAUCAGUAGCACGAGGUUUUACCCUUACACAGGAACCAUUUUUUCAUGGCUUGUUAAUUGCAAGUGUUCGAUUCACAUUACAAAAGCAGUUAUCAAAGGAACAUAUUCAAAUACCUGCUAAUCUUGGUCGAACUAUGUUUGGUAUUCUGGAUGAGACCGGAUUACUUCAGUAUGGUCAAGUAUUUGUGCAAUUUACCAAUGACGUUUUUUUGAAGACACCACCAAAAGCUGCAGCAAAAACAAUAGUAAAAGGUUUCGUGUUAAUCACAAAAAAUCCGUCAAUAGUUGCUGGCGAUGUAAGGAUCUUCGAAGCUGUCGAUUUACCCGAAUUACGGCAUUUGGUUGAUGUGGUUGUUUUCCCGCAGCAUGGGCCUCGACCACAUACGGAUGAAAUGGCUGGAUCUGAUUUGGAUGGUGAUGAAUAUAGCGUUAUAUGGGAUGAUCAGAUGUUAUUUAGUCAUAAUGAAGAACCAAUGGAUUUCAGUAAGCUUAUUCGACCUCCUGAUAUCCUAAAGGAAGAUGAAGUUGUUCGUGAAAUGCGUCGCUUUUAUGUUGAAUAUGUCAUGCAAGAUUCAAUUGGUAUUAUUGCGAAUGCUUUCCUCGUAAAUUCUGAUACUUUUGGAAUUGCCAGUGAUGUUUGUAUGAGUAUAGCAGAAAAGCAUUCUCAAUCUGUGGAUUUUCCAAAAACAGGACAGCCUCCAAAACCACUUGUCAAAGAAUGGAGCAAUGGACCGGAUGGAAAAAUGAUACCACCUGAGCGUCCAGAACGAUGGCCUGAUUUUAUGUGCAAAACUCAUGAGCCAUCAUAUGUUUCAACACGCCUUGUUGGACAAUUAUUCAGGCGUAUCCGACUAAUUGAUGAUGUUCUUACAAUAACUCGUGCUCAUGAAACACAAUCAAAAGUAACGGUGGAUCCUUUAUUAGAAUACAGUGGCUGGGAAAGUUAUGAAAAUGAUGCAACGCUAAAUUUGAUUGCAUAUUCUGCUCAUAUUAGAGCUCUUAUGGAUAAUUAUGGAAUAGAAGAUGAGUGCCAACUGUAUUCUGGUUGUUUUUGCAAAGUUCGUAAUCGAAUCAGCGAUCGGGAUGGCGAUGAUAUGUCUCAAUUUAAUACCAGUUUUAUUAUUGAGCGAAAACUUACAAAUAUAUUUAUGUGUUUUCGCUGUAAUUUCUUUGCUGAGUUUGGUGAUUUCAUGUCCUGUACUCAGCAAGAUGAUGAUUUACGUAACAAAGAUGUAAUCGAACGACGAUACUGUAAAUAUCCAACUGUAGAGAUGAAAAAGAAAGCAUCCGCUUAUUACAUAGUAUGCUAUCGUAAGGUUAUGAAAGAGAAAGGUGAAAGAUUAUUGUCAUUUCCGUGGAUUGUAUGGGAUAUACUUGCUGACAUAAAAAAAGAAAACGCUGUGCUAACAUCACAAAAUAUAUCAACUAUUGAUCCUCUUUGUGAACUUGCAUCAAAUGUCAUAACGUGUUUUUGUGACGAUAAUAAGGAAGAUUUUGAUCAAACUAUAGGGUGUUUAACGGAUGGUGCAUCUGGUUUACAUGCCAUUAAGCGAUAUUGCAGGAAAUACAAAGGACUGGACAAAUUAUUAUAUGUGUUAUGCAAGUGGGGUGAGCAACAGCGAUUAUUUGAAGGACGACUGAAACGGGAGCAUUUAUGUUUAUUGUUAAUACAAUAUGGUUUAGGAUAUAUAAGUAGUGAUAAUAUGCGAGACUAUGUUUUUCUUGAACAGACCGAUGAAAUUCCUUCAGAAAAUUCAAAUGAAUGCCGUGAUUUGAACAGUCUAAUUGGUGGUAUAGGAAAAUGUUUCUUGCAAUUUCUUCAAUAUUUAAGUUCACGAUCAUUCGAGAAAGCGAAAAUUUUCAAUUUUAUGAAACCAAAUCUUGGAUAUCAUUCAAUAUUGAUGCGUGGACAGUGGUUAGAUUUGCAUAAGGCUGCUAUUAUAACUUUCUAUCAAAUAGUGCUUACUAAUCGUUUUAAUGAAAUGUCAAUAUUCAAAAGGGAGCAGCUUCAUAGUUGUAUCGAAGCUGAACCUUUCACUAUCGAAUUACCGGAAGAUCUGUGCUCUUUUGAUGAAAAUUUGAGAGAAAAAAUGAUGGAAUAUUCUAACGUGCGUUAUUUAUAUUUGAGAAGGAUUCCGGAUAGAAAAAACAGAGUUGUGGUAUCAGCAUUUGGGACAUUGGAAUCAUUGUAUCGAUUACGUGAUAUACUUUCUGUGAAACCAAUCUCAACUGUACAAGCUGAUAGUAAAAAACGUAGUGAUAUGAUGCUUCGAUUGGUUUAUGAGCGGAUUCAAGAAUUACCGUAA